GUUCAUUGUUGAUUUUCCGUCGUGAGGGUGGUGGGUGAUGCUCCUGCAUGCAACGAUAAUUUUAUUGCAUUGCUUUCUUCACGCUAGCGCUAUUCUGUUUAUAGCCUAAUAACUGUGUCUGUGAACCGUUUUAUGUAUCUGUGUAUGUGUGAGUGCGUGUUCUUAAAUGUGCUUGUGUUUUAUUCUCGUAAAUGACGAAGUGUGGUGAAAAGUGAAAAAAAAAAACAAAUCCAAAUUUUCCCAACCACACGCGUUGCUUGCGUAUGUGGUGGCGGAAAAGUGUGGCGCUCCUGCUGCAACGCGGAAGUCAGCUGGUUGCUGCUGGUGCAUACUAACAGAGCACCACCACCCCUCACUCACACACACCAUGUGAUGAUACAUUUCUUUGUUUUGUUUGGUGCUGUGCUGUUUAGUGAUUAUCAUCGUAGAGCGCCAUCUCGGGCAGUGGAACGAUGUCAUUACACACAUGCUGCAGUGUGCAACCACGGCAACCGAAACCGUUCUGAAGAGUGUGUAUGUGUGAGAGUGAGUGAGAGAGGGGUGGAGAGGAGUGUGUUGAAAAGGGAAGAAGGGUGCUGUGUGAUUCCGGAACUGUUCGGAACUGCUUUGUUGUUACUGUCGAAACACACGCAUGCAAGGCCGAGGACCGGCGCCAAAGGAACCUCCACCACGGAUCCUCCACUGCGCAGCAUUGCUGUGAACGCUGUAAACCCAUCGAAGGAAAUAAACCAUGGCAUCGUUGAAGGUUGCCGUACGGGUUCGUCCCUUCAAUCAAAGGGAGCAUGAACUCGGCGCAAAGCUCAUCGUGCAGAUGGAUGGGAAGAAGACGCGUCUGCUGAAACCGAAACUGGGCACGGGCAAUGGCGUACGGGGUGAUCUGGCGUCCCGGGCCGCCCUGGACCCGUUCAACGACUUCACGUUCGACCACUCGUACUGGUCGGUGGAUGAGCGCGACCCACACUUUACGCACCAGGAGACCGUGUUCGACGAUCUCGGCACGGAGAUCGUGGACUGCGCCUUCCAGGGGUACAAUGCGUGCGUGUUUGCGUACGGACAGACGGGCAGUGGCAAGACGUUCACGAUGAUGGGCACACCGGAAGCGCAGGGGCUAAUCCCGCGCAUUUGUCGCUCGUUGUUCGCACGCAUGAAGCUCGGCCAGGAGGAGGGCACGGGGUACAAGACGCAGUGUUCCUAUCUGGAGAUCUACAACGAGCGGGUGAAGGAUCUGCUCGGGCCGAGCAGUGCCGGGCAUGGGUUGCGGGUGCGCGAGCAUCGCACGCUCGGGCCGUACGUCGAAAGCCUGUCCCAGCAUCCGGUUUCGGACUAUUCGGAAAUCCAGAACUGCAUGAUCCAGGGCAACAUCCAGCGGACGACGGCCAGCACAAACAUGAACGAUACGAGCAGCCGGAGCCAUGCGAUCUUCACCAUCACCUUCGUGCAGGCCCGCUACCUCAACGAUCUGCCGAGCGAAACCGUGUCCAAGAUCCAUCUGGUGGAUUUGGCCGGCAGCGAGCGGGCCAAUGCGACUGGCGCUACCGGGCAGCGGCUGAAGGAGGGUGCCCACAUCAACAAGUCGCUGGUGACGCUCGGCAGCGUCAUCUCGGCACUGGCCGAGCAAACGAAUCCGACCAACAACAAGCGCGUACUGUACAUCCCGUACCGCGAUUCCAUCCUAACCUGGCUGCUGAAGGACAGCUUGGGCGGUAACAGCAAAACGAUCAUGAUUGCGGCCAUCUCACCCGCCGACGUGAACUACAGCGAAACGCUCAGCACGCUCCGGUACGCAAACCGGGCGAAGAACAUCAUCAACAAGCCGACGAUCAACGAGGAUCCAAACGUGAAGCUGAUCCGCGAACUGCGGGACGAAAUCUACAAGCUGAAGCUGAUGUUGUCGAGCGAUAGUGGGGCGGAACUCGAACCCCAACUCAAGGUGCUGGAGGAUCUGCACAAAAAGGAAGCCCAAGAGAAGGUACUGACGGAAGAGUGGACGGAAAAGUGGCGCGAAGCGCAAAGCAUUUUGCGCGAGCAGCGAUCGCUCGGGUUGCGCAAGUCGGGCGUGGGCGUGGUGCUCGAUUCGGAGGUGCCGCAUCUGAUCGGCAUCCACGACGACAUCAGCACCGGCGUGACGCUGUACAGCUUGAAGGAGGGCGAAACGACGAUCGGCACGGACGAGGCGCCGUACCCGCAGGACAUCUUGCUCAACGGCAUUGGCAUUGCGCCGGAGCACUGCCGCAUCGUGCUGUCGAACGGCAAUGCGACGAUCUAUCCCAAUCCGAACGCGACCUGUCUGCUGAACGCGAGCAUCAUCGAGGUGCCGACCGCGAUCAGCCAGGGCGACAUACUGCUGCUCGGCCGGACGAACAUGUUCCGCUACAACAAUCCGGCGGAAGCGGCCAAAAUGCGGCAGGAAAGUAGCCACCAGCAGCGGGCGUCCCGGCUGGAUCUUUCCCGGCUGUCGCUGAUUGCCGCGUCGCGGGAAAACCUUUGCGCGAGCUUUAUGAGCGACGACGACGGUGGCGUCAGCGGGUCUUCGCUCAGCCUGUUUGGUGGUGGUGGUGGUGGUGGUGGUGGUAUGGCUUCGCCUCAGGGCGCCUUUCGCUUCCGCCAGUACACGCCGAGCCGGGAGGAUACGGAGCUGCAGGACGAGCAUCGCAAGAUACUGCAAACGAUCGAAAACGCUUUGCGGCAGCUGAAUCUGGAGCGCACGCGCAUGCACGAACAGUUCAAGCACAAGAUAAGGCUGUGCACCGAGGAGCUGGAACGGUUGGAGAGCACCAAGCGCGACCGGUUGACGGUGCUCGACUGCCGGAUCGGGGAGCUGAUGGCCCGCAAGGAGAUGGUGCUGUGGGAAAAGAGCAACGAAAAGACGCAAGUAGACAUAUUAGUGCGGCAGCUGUCCGCGCUGCAAACGCAGCUGGAUACGAAGAAGCGCGAUUUCUAUGAGUACGUCGCGAAAGAACUUCAGGAAUUGCAGGACUGUGGCCGCCUGGACGAGGCAAGCAGCGAACUGAUACGCAAUGCUCCGCAAACGGAAGAUUAUUCUGAAAUUUUGCUACAAAUAUCUCGCUCCCUCGACAACUAUUCGCAGCAGUACAUCAAAGAGUUUGUUCGUCGUAAUCGGGAUGAGAUCAAUAAGUACGAAGCGGAGCUGUCCGAGAAGGAGCAACAGCUGGCGGAAAGCACACAAAAGAUUGCCGAUCUGGAUCAGAAGAUAAUGGAGCUGGAGCAGCAAAACAGGGAACUGUUGCAGCAGCGAACACAACAAGAGCUGGAAUUGAUUCAGCAGAAGAAGCUUGGGAUGACACUGAACCUCACGCACACAAAUGGUGCAGACGAUGGUGAGGGUACGGGCGAGCAGGACGGCCUACUGCUGGGCACAAACCGUGCCGGAACGCUGGAAACGUGCGACACGUUCCACACGGCCAACUCGGACUGUUCCUUCGUGUCCGCGCUUAACACGCCCGCCCUAAACUCGUUGAAUCAACUCAUACCGACACCCAGCUCGACGGAAGACGGUACCGAAUCAGAUACGGGCGAUCGGGACUACGAGGAAGCCACCUCGAACGGGGGCCUGCUGCAUGGCGGUAUGAGCGACAGUGGUGUGAGCUUCGAAACGAAUCGAGCCACCGAUACGGCCGCAGCACUGCACACGGAGGUGGAUGAAAACGAAAGUGAAGGGAGCGUUGACAGACAGAGUAGUGGGGCGGCUAGCGGGACGGCCAAACUGCUGUUUCAAUCAGACGACCACUGUCUGCUGCUUGCCACCUCGUCCACACCGAAUCCAAAGUACGGCGGUAAAAAGCUGCCGACCACAACCACGACCGUAAUCGUGACGGAUGGCGGUGGGCUGUUGAAGUCGAACCAGCAGCAACCGCAGCAAUCGCCGCGGAUGCGCCACAAAUCCUCGGACUCGGAGGAGGAGCGUACCACCGUCACGACCAUGUCUUCGAUCGGUACGCCGGGCUCCAACCGGUUGAAGCUUUCCGUGCCGAACCGGAACCGCAGCAACAGCAACAACAGCAAGAGCAGCAGCAUGCGCACGGAAAUCUUUGACAUCCGGCACGGUAUCCAUCCACUACGGGUGAGCAGUGUGAGCAGCGGCACCGACGGCAGCCACGAAGAGGAGGAGUACGAAGAGGAGGAUGCGCACGGGAGGCGGCGGCGUCGGCAGGAGGUCGAUGAUGAGGAGGAGCGACGGUCGCGCGGAUCGUCCAUCGACAACAGCUCGAUCACGUCGUCGACGGCGAACCUGAUCCUGUGCGAGAUGAACCAUCUGCGGGAAAGCAUCGCGAGCAAGAAGGCCGAGAUCAUGAAAAUCCUCGAAACGAACGGCGACAAGAAGCUGCUGGACGGGAAGAUCGGCGAGUUGCAGGAUCUGCAGAAGCGCAUCGUGCAGCUGGAGAUCAAAAUACAGGAUGUGGAGAAGAGCUGCCUGUCCGACGGGGAGCUGCAGCUGGACUCGAUGCGGGACAUUCCCGAAAGCUUUACCGACAGCGACGAUAGCCGGGUGGGCAACUCGUGCAUCUAUCCCGGGUAUAUGCGGGCGCGCGACCAGGGCAGUAUCUACGCACCAAGUGUUACGCGAUCGUUGCCGUCCAUCGAAGGAACUUAUCGUUCGGAUCAUCUGAUAAACAUCCCGACGUACAUUAUUCGAGGUGCGGGAAAGCAAACGCACUACGAGUAUGAGGUGAAAAUAAAUCUGCCAGAUGAACGAUGGACCUUGCUGCGACGGUAUAGCCGCUUUCGUGAGCUGCAUCUAACGAUGAAGAAACUGUACGGUGAUAAGAUUGCUACCAUACCUUUCCCGCGGCGGGAACUGUUCGCUUCAAACACGGAAUCGGUAGCGAAAACGCGUCGUCGCCAGCUAGAAACGUACCUGCGCCGGCUGCUGGUGGUGUGUGCCAAAAUCCCCCACUGUCCCAUCUACGAGGGCGAGGGACGGCCCGGACUAACCAAGCAGACGCUUAUCGAGUUUCAUCCAUUUUUCAAGAAAGGUUUGUUCGAAACUGGCAAACAUGGCACGGGAUAGUAGCACACCUGCGUCGGAGCGUGGCUAGAUCCUGCCCUGCCAGGUCGGCGGUAUUGGUUUCGGGCGUUUUAAUUUUGUGAUGUAAAAGACUUGUAGAUUUCUAUGCCAAGGCGUACUUGUGUUAGGUUUGUUUUAGGUUUUAGGUAGUAUUAAAAAGAAGAAAAAAACUAGUUAGGAAGCAAUCGACCCAUUCAAGGGUCUCUGUACUCUGUUUCCGUUAGUUUGUUGAGUAGCAAUUGUGCAAAUGAUCCUAGGGAAUGUGUUUUAAAUGUGUACGUUACGCUAUUUUUCUAUUUACCAAUUCUCUCCCCUCAUAGUUUUGUGGUGGCCUUUAAUUAAUCCACGACGGUGUCUUACCCAUUUAGAAUCGCGAAUAGCACAGCAUGUUAGGCUCAAAGCAGAAAUGACAAAACAAUGACAAUAAUAGCCUCGUCCUCCUGCACUUGUUGCAAUGUGUGGUGAAACGUUCAAAACGGUCCUACGGUUCCAUCCAUCCAUACAUUCAGCCUCUUUCGGCGGAAGGGUGUCCAUCGAACAGCCACCGUCCUGCCCGUAGUAGCUUCACCGGACUUUAUCGUUGCAAUGGAUAAAGUGUUGUCAGGUUGAAAGCGUAUCGGGCAAUAGAGACGUUUCGGUCAAGAUGGAAUGGGUGGGUAAAGCAUGAAAGGUAAAUGUAUAUAAGUGCACAUCGGUUAGCCAUUGCGCGUUGGUUACAAUCCUUUUAUAGUAAGUAAAUCGAUUGAAAGUUAGCUUUAGGUUUGGCUAAGUUUGCUAGUAGAGAAUAAGCUGAAAAAAGCUAGUUUCCUUUUCCGUUACGUUUUAUAACAUCAUGAAUAUAUAUAUAAGGCAGAGGAGCGAUCAUAUUAAAAUCGUUAAAAUCUACAUACAAAGAAGAGAAAACAAACAAAAACACAUCUGAUCGUCACGAAAUCAUAAUCGCAUCAUAUCAACAAUACGUACAACACGCGUAAUUCUUGUAACUGUGUUCCGGUUAGAUAAAACUGUUCAUCAAUUGUAACUAACUGUGAUUAUUCACCCCCUACCCUCCACCCCUCCUAACCCUAGUUGUGCUAGAUCCCAUGUUCCCUCGCGCCCGCAGUUAUCUAGUUGAUGCUUGUUAGAAAAUCCCAAACCCCCUGCCAAAGAAUGGUACUGCUGCAAUGCGCAAUAUAAUAUCAUCGUCGAGUGCUUUCCCAUAAUUCAGACAGAUCAUGGUUUACAUCCCUUGCCCGUCACGUUAGUCAUCUCUCGUUCGAUUUUCGUCUCACAAAACUGUAUAGUUCUAGAAGUAACUCGUGUGCAUUAACUCAUUGUCUGUUAGAUAAAGGGUUAGAAGUUAUUAGGUGCGUAAGAAAUUUAUUUUAUGAAUAGAGAACGAGAGAAAAAGAUAGAGAGAGAGAAAUAGAGAGAGAAAGAGAUAAAGAAACGAAAGCGAAAAUCUAGCUUUAGGGCACUAUGUUGUGCACUCAACGCAUUCGUUCGUCUCUCGCUAGCGCUCAUGGUUCUUCCUAGAUUUUGAAUGCAGUUUUUGUUCGAAGCUACAAAUCGAUUGUUAUUCUUUUCUACGUGCUGCUUUCAAUUGGGCUGGCAGAGUAGUGCUUGCUCGCACGAAAUGCAGCAUAGUAUUAAGUAACUCAGGAGCUUGUUUACAUCAGAGGCCUGUAUGUUAGGAUAUUGAAAUCGAAAGAAAACACGAAACAUUGAUGUUAGAAACCCAUACUGUUUAGGUGAUCGUUUAGGUAUCCUGUGUGGUAGUGUGGAAUAGAAAAAAAAACAGAACAUCAAACAUCAUGUUGUGCAUACAUUUUGUGUGUGUUCGAGAAAA
Molecule: messenger RNA, 6854 nt
Organism: Anopheles arabiensis
Lineage: Eukaryota; Metazoa; Arthropoda; Insecta; Diptera; Culicidae
Product: kinesin-like protein Klp98A
Exons: 9
Coding region: 731-5029 (1432 amino acids)
Biological process (GO): microtubule-based movement
Molecular function (GO): ATP binding; microtubule binding; microtubule motor activity
Source: RefSeq, a predicted model, not a curated record